Molecule: messenger RNA, 2130 nt
Organism: Triticum turgidum subsp. durum (durum wheat)
Lineage: Eukaryota; Viridiplantae; Streptophyta; Magnoliopsida; Poales; Poaceae
Source: the annotation of a GenBank genome assembly
AUGGAGCGUGCACCACGUAACAGGGGAUUUCCAACUGAUCCCAAGGAAUAUAAGUUAUAUGAGGAAGUUGGAGAAGGAGUUAGUGCCACAGUUUACAGGGCUCUUUGUGUCCCGCUCAAUACUUUUGUUGCCAUCAAAGUUCUUGACCUUGAGAAGUGCAGUAGUGACCUGGAUGGAAUAAGGCGGGAAGUACAAACCAUGAGCUUGCUUGACCAUCCAAAUCUUCUUCGAGCAUGCUGUUCAUUUGCAAAUGACCAUCAACUUUGGGUUGUCAUGCCUUUCAUGGCUGCUGGAUCUGCCCUGCACAUAAUAAAAACUAAUUUUCCAGAUGGGUUUGAGGAAGCAGUCAUUGCCACACUUUUGUGGGAAGUUCUCAAAGCUCUUGUCUACCUACACUCUCAAGGGCAUAUUCACAGAGAUGUAAAGGCUGGAAAUAUCCUAAUAGAUACAAAUGGAGCUGUUAAGCUAGGAGACUUUGGAGUAUCUGCCUGCAUGUUUGACACUGGGAAUAGACAACGAGCUAGAAAUACAUUUGUUGGGACCCCUUGCUGGAUGGCUCCUGAAGUCAUGCAACAACUGCAUGGCUAUGAUUACAAAGCUGACAUCUGGUCCUUCGGGAUAACAGCAUUAGAACUAGCACAUGGUCACGCUCCAUUUUCGAAGUACCCUCCAAUGAAGGUGUUGCUUAUGACGUUGCAAAAUGCACCACCAGGUCUAGACUACGAGAGGGAUAAAAGAUUUUCGAAGUCUUUUAGGGACUUGGUUGCUGUAUGUUUAGUCAAGGAUCCACAGAAGCGUCCCUCUUCAGAAAAGCUGUUGAAACAUUCGUUUUUUAAGCAAGCGCGAUCAGCUGAUUUUUUGGCAAAGAGUAUUCUUGAGGGACUUACUCCACUGGGCGACCGCUUUAGGGCGUUGAAGGCAAAAGAGGCUGACUUACUUCUCAAUAACAAGCUUGGUCCAGAGAGCAAGGAGCAGUUAUCACAGAAAGAAUACAUAAGGGGCAUCAGUGGCUGGAAUUUUAAUCUGGAGGACUUGAAAACCGCAGCUGCCCUUUUAGACAGUUCAAAUGGCACAUACCAUUUUGAUGGUGCCAACAACAAAGAUAGGAAUGGGCUACAAGACGUUUAUAAUGAAUCAGAAAAUAUUUAUCAGGAAAGGGUUAACCAUGGUGCUUCUGCAAGGCAUGAUGAGCAUGAGAUACAAGAAGUAGAAGAUUUGGAUGGAGAUCUUGCCUCUUCCUUUCCAACCCGUCCCCUUGAGGCACUAAAGUCUUGCUUUGAUGUCGGCGGUGAUGAUGAUCCGGACCCUACUGCUACGAAUUUGCGGGUACAACCAAGCAUGGAGUCUAUAUCACCUGUGCAGCAGUUCUCAGAAAUGGACCAUAGUAGAAGUGACAACUGUAAUGGUGAAAAUCUGGAAAGAAGUGUCUCCGUACCCUCAAAUUUGGGAAAUAGUGUAUAUCCCAAGUUCUCAAGUGGUUCUCUUAUUCCUGAGCAUGUUCUUUCGCCUUACAAGAAUGUUGGUAGUGAUUCACGAAGGAAUGAAUUUCAUCAGAAAAAUCCGAGCAGCAGAAACCGGAGUGGCCCUUUGUUUUUCCGUCAAAUGAAGGACACACGCCCACAUCUGUCUGUUGCACCUGAUGAGGCGUCGGAAGGAAAUGUUGUCCAGCGAAGGGGGCGAUUUCAGGUCACAUCAGAUAAUCCUGGUCAAAAGGUAGCUUCAUCAGCAAGCAGCAACAGCAGGCCAAAUUUACCAAGUGGAGUAACACGGCCAGCUUCCAAUUCAUCCACAAUUCUACCGACACUACAAUUCUUGAUGCAGCAAAAUUCUAUGCAAAAGGAAGUGCUAAGUAGAUUGAUUUCUUCAAUUGAGGAAACAUCUGAUGCUUCCGAUGCAAGUACAGUUGGUUUGUCUCAGUCAUUUGGAUCGCUUGCCAGAGAGAAGGGAUUGGAGUCGUAUGUCGUCCAACUACAGCGAAGUGUCACAGAACUCUCUGAGGAAGUGCAGAGAUUGAAGCUGAGAAAUAAUCAGGUAGUUGUAUCAAUUGUAAUUGUAAGUAUUUUAGCGAGUUCACAUUAUAGUAUAAUCUUUGAUUUGUACAGCAUGCUUUGUGUUAUCGGUGAGGAUUAG